Messenger RNA from Prunus avium (sweet cherry), 587 nucleotides. NCBI's taxonomy places the organism in Eukaryota, Viridiplantae, Streptophyta, Magnoliopsida, Rosales, Rosaceae. The record is from RefSeq and is a predicted model, not a curated record.
CGUCACUACCAUACCCAAUUCUUUGAGCUUCUCCAUACUUGUAAUUAUCUGCCUUCUAUCUCUUCUUCUCCUUCUUCUUCUUCUUCUUCUUCUUCUACAUAUGAUGUCUUUCUGAGUUUUAGAGGCGAGGAUACACGCACCAAUUUUACAGAUCAUUUGCACGAGGCUUUAGUCCGUAAGGGAAUCCGGACCUUCAUUGAUCGAGAGCUUGUAAGAGGAGAAGAAAUAUCACCAGCCCUUGUCAAAGCAAUUGAAGAAUCAAGAAUUUCUCUCAUUGUAUUCUCUGAAAACUAUGCAUCUUCGAGGUGGUGCUUGGAUGAACUUGUCAAGAUCCUUCAAUGUAAACAAUCAAAGCAACAAGUAGUUUUGCCCAUUUUUUACAAGCUGGAUCCGUCGGAUGUGCGAAAACAAACAAGUAAAUUUGGUGACGCAUUUGAAGGCCUUAUUGAAAGCAAAUUCAAAGAUAACGAGGAGAAGGUGCUCAUAUGGAGGGAAGCUCUUACAAAAACAGCAAAUUUGUCCGGACAUACUUUCAAGGAUGGAGAGUACGUAUAUUUCUAUCUUUAUCAUUUUCAUGUUUAAUUUUU